CAGUAAAUAUGCUCUGGUGGAAAGGCCAGAGAGAGGCCCAGAGCCAGAGGGCAUCCACUUCUUCUGUUCCGUCGUCGGCUCCAGGCUCCGGCGGGCCGCACCGGCGAUCUGAUCUGCUCUCCGCCGGCCGCGCUCCCUCCAUCGCCGAGGGCCUUGCUUCACAUCUCAAGUAGGAUUCAUGAGUGGCGGCCCUGCAGCAAGCGGUGGCCUACGAGCAGCGCUCUCGUACUGUGUCCAGCAAGUCCGCAGCUAUGACUACCACAACUAUCUCUGCCUCCUCCACCUGCCUCCAUCCAUGCGCAGGGCUGCAUUCACCUUCAGGGCCUUCAAUGUCGAGACAGCAAAGGCCAUGGACGUCGUGUCGGACCCUAGGAAAGGCCUCAUGCGCCUCCUGUGGUGGAAGGAUGUGAUCGAUAAGAUCUACGCAAACAAGCUGGUCGAGCACCCCGUUGCCCUGGCGCUCUCUUCAGUUCUCUCCGAGCAGAAGAUCAGCAAGCAUUGGCUCAAGAGGUCGCUGGAGGCAAGGAUCAAUGAUGGAAACCGGGAUGAGUAUGCCAUUCCAGAGACAAUUGCAGAGUUGGAGAGGUAUUCGGAAGACACCCAAUCUACCAUCCUUUACAUGACAUUGCAAGCUGGUGGGAUACAGUCCACCAUUGCUGAUCACGCCGCCUCGCACAUUGGUAAAGCUAGUGGGUUGCUGUUGCUUCUCAAGGCACUGCCUCACCAUGUAAACAAGCAAGGGAAGAUACCAUACAUACCUGCAAGUGUGGCUGAGGAGUGCGGUCUGCUUAGGCAGGAGGGUGAUCGAUCAGAGGUCAGAAUGGGCGAUGCACUCCCGGAUGCAGUUUUCAAGGUUGCAUCUGUUGCCGAAGCUCACCUGCAGAAAGCGCGGGAGCUGGCCUCAUCUUUGCCAGCACAGGCAGCCCCAGUGCUCCUCCCAGCCGUGCCGACCCAAGUUCUUCUGGACUCCCUACGAUGCCGUGAAUUCAACGUCUUCGAUUCACGCUUGUCCAAGGGAGUCCAUGGCAUAUCUCCUCUGUGGUACCAGCUAAAGCUCAGCUGGCACGCAUGGCGAAACAAGUACUGAAUUCAUCCAUAGAGUGCAAGUUGUGUUUGUCAAAAGCUCGGAUCAGUGUGUUUUAGCUCAGACUAAAUCCGGAGUAUCAGUUUACCAAAAUGUAAUAAGGUUGGUGGAAGAAAAAAAGACUCUGCAUUGCCAUUGCUGCAACUUUCUGUCUCUGAGAAAUUAUGUAGUGGCUUCUUCCUUCUUGUGAUUGUUUGUUUUGUUUGUAACCCAAAUUUUACAUGAGGUGGAUGCAUGUCUUCUGUUGAGUUUGUUCUUCAGUUCUUUCCCUUGCCCAGAUUAAGUAUACUCAAUUACUUGUUGCUGAUGA
This is a messenger RNA of Brachypodium distachyon (stiff brome), 1394 nucleotides long. Its product is annotated as NADH dehydrogenase (ubiquinone) complex I, assembly factor 6. Gene Ontology annotation, biological process: mitochondrial respiratory chain complex I assembly; biosynthetic process. The record is from RefSeq and is a predicted model, not a curated record. The transcript has 2 exons. The coding region runs from base 179 to 1087 and encodes 302 amino acids. Lineage: Eukaryota; Viridiplantae; Streptophyta; Magnoliopsida; Poales; Poaceae. Gene Ontology annotation, cellular component: mitochondrion.